AUGCUCGGAAAGCUCUUCAACCUUGGCGCUGGCUCCGGGGCCGGGGAUUCCCCUUCUGCCCAGACCCAGUCGCACAAGCCCGUCUCUCUCGACUCGGUGCAGGAGGACAUCCAUACCCGGAAUCUGCUCUUCCCUGAUCCGCAGGACCUCUAUGAGCACCGCUUGAACCAGCUGUACCCCCUCUCCAGCGGCUCUUCUACACCCGUCAACUCACCAACCAACGCCUUUGACUACAAUGGCGACGUUGAGCUCGACGUUCGCGAUGUCCGCAUCAUCAUCAUGCAGGACGCCCUGAGCUCCGUCGCAGCGUCUCUUCUCUACGACAGCCAACCUCCCCCGUCCGUCCCGACCGCUUCCGUGGAUCGCCCCUCGGCCACCGCCGGGUCCUACUCGGUGCAGGAGCCACGCCGAACGCCUGCGUCUCCCCGAAAACCCAGCAUCCACUACUCGCAGCGCCCUAUCGUGAUUCAACCCGGCAGUCCCAAGACUCGGCAGGGCGCCUUCGAUAGGAGACCAUCAGUCCAUAGCCGUAAUCAGGGCCAUGUCGAGAGUGAGUCGCAGCGCGCUUGGCGGGAGUAUCGGGAGGAGCUAGCUACUUUUUCCAGCUGCAUAUUUGGCAACUCGGAACUCAUGGCGUACAAGGGAACCUCGACCAAGGUGCACGUCGUGCCGUCUGAGGUUCGAACUGUCGAGAGCACGUCGAGUCCAGGGGACGGCCGUGGCUCCCUUGGCAGGUCUAGCAUGCGGGCAAGCCGGCUCUCACAGUCCUUCUCCAUCGAGAACCCCCCACCAUUCGCCACUUCCGCUGCCCCAAGUGCUGCAAGUCGUGUCUCCGACCGGAAGAAGGUGCUAAUAACGAGACUGUUCCCUGUUAAUCUACCUCUUGACGAAGACCCUAUUCUUCGAGGCUCCUUUUCCGAAGACCCCACCAGCUACCCCUUCCCGCCGACCGCGGACGACGUCAGGAUGAAGAGAAGGCAGCCCAAGCCCAAGCGAACGCCCAUGUACGCUGUGGCCCUCAUCAUUAGCCUGCCACCCUCACCUUCGCAUUCGACGCCAGCACCCGCAUCAAGGUCGGCAUUCCGAGGUCCCAGCUCCUAUUCUGAGCAAGACUCGUUCCCCUCAUCUUUCAGCUCUACCCGGCGAUCGGGCUGGACCUUGGUUGGUCAAGGAGGAUUCGGUUCCGAUUCCUUCGACGUGGGACUUGGCACUGAUGUUGAAGACCAAAUCGACGCUAUCACGCAGCAUUGGGAUAUCAUCAUGCGGACGCUGAGCCACUUGCAGUCCAUUGUUGCCACCACGCUCCUAACCAUGCUCAGACAGGCAGACCUGGCUUCUCCGGACCCGCUCCCAACUUUGUCAAUCCAGACGGGCAGGGGCUCUUCUGUAUCCGGGCGCCGUAGUGAAGACGGGCCGCCCGUCAAAAUCCCAAAGGCAAAUACCAAGCACAUCACGCUACUUCCAAACUGCCUGCUAGACAAUCGGCGCAUCGGCGCCGAAGUAGAAGCCGCAAAGACGAGGGUAGUGGCCGGCAUUCGAGCUUCUCGUGUGACGACGGGUCAGAACCGUUGGCCAAUCUGGCGGGAGGAGGCUCGGUGGGUAGCCAAAUGGGCUGGUGGAAAAGAGCAGGGCUUCUUCUUUUUCAAUUUGCUAACAGGGUUUCUCGCAACACAUACCGACUGGCUUCAGGCGUUGAGCCCGCCGUCUUACCGGCGACGCCACUUCUUACAGCAGAAAAGCAAAGCCGAAGAGGAUUCCUGGGUACCCGCUCGCACCAUCAUCAUCAGUGACAACAAGAUAGCGGCGCGACGCUUGGUCUUCCUCCUGGCCGCAUUCCUCCCGGCUUCACAGCCGCUUCCAGGUAUUCGGACCCAUCGGCCAAGCACUCCAGCAUCCCUGGGAGCCUUGUCGCACUCACCUCCAUCCUUCGUCGUGCCCAUUCUCAAAGAGGAGUCGCUCCGGAGGAAGAUCAAUCGCCGCCCUGGGUCGCGCAUGCCAUCACAUUCUCGAAAUCUCAGCUUGCAAUCGCACAAUGCUCGCGCUGGCGCCGUACCUCCUCCGCUAGCGCACCUGAGCAUGGAAGGCCGACACGAAAGACGGUCUUCAGAUGCGAUGUCAAUCAAGACGAGCAAGUUGCCCAUUCACGGCAGCGACGUAAUGACACGCAAAAGCAGCGCUGCCACAACCGCAACCAUCACGCAGGAAACCAGCAUUCCGCACUUCUCCACUGUUCAUCGAGCCGACGGCUUUUCCCAAGGCAGGCCUGGGACCAGUACCAGCGUAGCAGCGGACGAUCUAAAGCGGCUUACCGGAGAUGAAGGCCCUGGGUCUCAAGCUCCGACGACUAGUGAGCGCAGGCAGAGCUCGAGAUGGAGCGUGAUCAGCGGCCUUUGGAGCGUUAGGAGAAGAGACUCCACAAACAAGGUUCCCUUGCAGGACGACGCAGGGAAUGGAGGUUCUUCGUCGCCUACAAAGACGCGGCAACCUUCCGACUCCUCGCUGUGCAAGACGCGGCCAGAAGUUGAGACUCCCGCGGAUCCGAAAGGGCAACAGCUCGGUGGCACCCAAGAUACUUCGGCGACGGGUUCCGGCGAUACAAUACCCCCUGCCCGCCCCUCCACGGACACAUUGGGACUCUCCGGACAGCCUCCCGCUCUACAGAAAGCACAAAGGAUACCGGACCCAUCUGGGGCUUUCGAAUCUCCGGUGAAAACAUCAAUCAACAUCGACGAUGGGGUUAUCGACGUGGAUGUCCCGUUGCCGGAUUUUGUCACUUCGUUUGAGAGCGCCGUUAGCUCGCCUUCGAGCAGUGGCUAUCUCUCUGCUUCGGGAUUCUGCACAGGACUCGAUGCUUUUGAGCACUCCUGCCGCUUCUCCCCAGACGGGGACAUGCCUCUCAAUGUCGCUGGCUGGCUGCAGCAGUACCACCCGGACUUUUUGCUGCAAGCAUUGCCGGCCCAGGAUGGUAUUAUAGAGCAGAUCAAGGCAUCGAUGCGAGUCGAACCAUCCCCUCCCCAGUCUUCUAGCGCACAAUCCACUGGAAGCACCGCUGAACGGUGGGUGGACAUCAGCUCGGCCGUCGUGGCCGACACAACUACGUUCAACAUAACGCGUAUACGUUACCGUCGCUUGGUCAAGCCCAAGCCUGGCGGGGACCGCAACACGGCGUCGACGACACCCCUCGCCACCCAGGAGGUGCAGCUGAGGGAGGAAUUUAUCGAAGAGCCCAUUGUCUGCUUCGACGACGUGCUCAUCGAGGCCGUGGAGAAGGUCAUGGCGGCGGGCGGCGCCGAGACGGUUAGCAAAGCGAGCUCGGAAAACUCGUCGCGGUCGGCCAGCAAGCGCAGGAAGAGCACAUCUGUUGACUCGGAGAUGGGGCAGCACCCCCCGUCCACGAUUCAGGGCAGUCUCAUGGUGCCGCAGGAGGUGCCGCGGUCCAAGUGCAAGACGGUCGUGCUCUCGGCGUUGGAGGAUAUAAUACAGGAUGUCAUUGCGGAGAGGGAGCAGGAGCAAGAACAGGAUCACGACGGUGCUCAGGGCGAAAGCCUGCGUGCCGCCGCUGCCUUUGCCGCGAGGGAGCGGGAAAGCCCGCUGCGCGAGGCGGUCAGGGCCUGGAUAGAGAGCGUGGAUCUCGGCGAUUGA
Molecule: messenger RNA, 3642 nt
Organism: Canariomyces notabilis
Lineage: Eukaryota; Fungi; Ascomycota; Sordariomycetes; Sordariales; Chaetomiaceae
Exons: 2
Coding region: 1-3642 (1213 amino acids)
Cellular component (GO): cytoplasm
Molecular function (GO): protein-folding chaperone binding; ATPase inhibitor activity
Source: RefSeq, a predicted model, not a curated record